GAUCCAGCCAAUCUAAUGCAUCCUGACGGUGGAAAUAGCCCAACUUUUAGACAAGGUGGCAGAUAUUACGGCGGUGGAGGCGGUGGCAGAUACUACGGCGGUGGAGGCGGCGGCAGAUACUACGGCGGCAGAUACUAUGGCGGCGGAGGCGGUGGCAGAUAUUACGGCGGCGGGGGUGGUGGCAGAUACUACGGCGGCGGAGGCGGCGGUAGAUAUUAUGGCAGAUAU
Gongylonema pulchrum is the source of this 228-nucleotide messenger RNA. Lineage: Eukaryota; Metazoa; Nematoda; Chromadorea; Rhabditida; Gongylonematidae. The record is from the annotation of a GenBank genome assembly.